AUGGGCCUUCGAGAAGUGACGCGUGAGGACGAGCGAGCACUGCAAGAGAUCGCAGACUGUCUGGCGGGCUCGCACAAGAUCUUGCUUAUAACCGGCGCGGGCAUCAGUACCAGCUGUGGGAUUCCCGACUUCCGCUCCAAAGACGGACUCUACAACAUGAUUCCCGGGCAGACCAUGCUCCCGACACCGCCACCGUCAGAGCCUUCGACACCCACGCAUGCGAGGUUUAUAGACCUCACUGCCGACGAGGAGACUUCAUCAACCCAAACGCGAAACCGAAGGGUAUCGUCGAGUCCGUCGUCGCGACUACGAGGCCAGGACUUGUUUGACUCCCGAGUAUUUCACCAUGCCGAAUCUACCACCAUCUUUUACCAGUUUAUCGCGUCUCUUCGGCAGAAAAUCCGCGACGAGGUGCGGUCUACGAGCUCGGUCCACAAAUUCGUCAGGGUGUUACGCGACGGAGGUCGAUUGAUGAGGUGCUAUACUCAGAACAUCGACGGUCUCGAGAUAAGAGAAGGACUGGUGACGGAUCUGGCACGGGGCAAAGGAAACAAGCGCAGGUUCAUGAAGAAGCACUUCGAGGCGCCGCGCCCAACGCAUACAGCGGGCACCGACUUUGACGGCGGAUGCGAAGUCGUGCAGCUCCAUGGGGACUUGGAGAAGCUGCGCUGCACCAUGUGCUCGACCCAAUAUCCCUGGACUGAUGAGCAGACGGAAGUCUAUCUGGACGGAGCUGCGGCGGACUGCCCCAAUUGCAGAGACAAGAGCGACGAGCGACAAGCGAGCGGGAAACGAGGUCUGGCGGUCGGUGCGCUGCGGCCGAACAUCGUCCUCUAUGGAGAAGACCACCCUUCCAAUACGUUGCUGACACCACUGAUCCCCUUCGACGCCAGCUGUCAGCCAGACGUCCUGGUCAUUAUGGGAACGUCGCUGAAAGUGUUCGGGCUUCAAAAAAUUGUCCGAGAGUUUGCCAAAGCUGUCCAUUCACACAAGAAUGGCAAGGGACGGGUUGUCUUUGUGAAUCGUACCCGUCCCUCAGAGAGUGUAUGGGACGGCAUCAUCGAUGAUUUUGUCGCCAUGGACUGCGAUGACUGGGUAAACGACCUGAAGGGACGCCGGCAUGACCUUUGGCUCCGUCAAGGCGAGAUUGAUCUCACAGUGACAAAGCCGCAGCAGCCCAAGAGAAAACGGAAGAAAAUGGAAGAAUGUACAGGCAAGGAGAACAGACCCCAGAAGAAGGCCAAGAUGACCGUGGAAAUCCCUCGUCCUGCAAAAGCCCGACAAAGCUCAGACAGCAGCUCUCAGAAGAACAGGCUCAUUUUGAAGAUGACCAAGCUUCCCGCCGACUAUCCGGGGCGAGGAAUACUAUCCCCACUGGCACAAGCGAAAAGGCCACCGAUUUCGCCUUUCACAAGUCCGAUCCGUACGGAGGAUGAGGCUGGCGUAUCAAAUCCCGCCAAACGAGAGACGCCAAGCCGCCCUCCAAUUUCUCCCUUCACACCGCGACAUCUUCCGCGCGGUACACCGAAGCGACCUGCUUUCUCGCCCAUUACGCCAGUUGUCCACCCGGGAAGUAAGCUAAAGACAGUGGUGAUUAUAGAUGAUGAUGAUGAUGAGGAGGAGGAGGAGGAGGAUGUGGAAAGCCAAACCUUGCCCAGCAGUCCUCCUGUCCAAGACUUACAGAGAGAGUCCCCGUCGCAAGAGGGCACCACAAGAGUGGUGAGAUCAAAGAAGGCCAGUGCCCUGGCGGCGGAAUCGAGGGAGUCCAAGUUCAUGGCACAGGUCUGGCAGCGAGUGAGAGAUGGACGCUUGUUCUCUCAUGGACGGAAUCCGGUUGACGUGGAUAUUGCCGAGGUCGAGACACCAUCUAGAGGUCCACGAGGCCGGAAAGUCGACAUCUUCGCCGACUGA
Molecule: messenger RNA, 1911 nt
Organism: Fonsecaea erecta
Lineage: Eukaryota; Fungi; Ascomycota; Eurotiomycetes; Chaetothyriales; Herpotrichiellaceae
Exons: 2
Coding region: 1-1911 (636 amino acids)
Molecular function (GO): NAD+ binding
Source: RefSeq, a predicted model, not a curated record